This is a messenger RNA of Radiomyces spectabilis, 3812 nucleotides long. Its product is annotated as clasp N terminal-domain-containing protein. Gene Ontology annotation, biological process: microtubule cytoskeleton organization. Gene Ontology annotation, molecular function: microtubule binding. Lineage: Eukaryota; Fungi; Mucoromycota; Mucoromycetes; Mucorales; Radiomycetaceae. Gene Ontology annotation, cellular component: cytoplasmic microtubule. Bases 68 to 3400 code for a protein of 1110 amino acids. The record is from RefSeq and is a predicted model, not a curated record. The transcript has 7 exons.
CGCGUUGCCGCUCUGAUCAACAGUCACCCCCACCCGCUUCCCCUUUCUUUUUCCUGCAAGUCUGGUCAUGAGCUUCAGCAAGCCUCAUGGUUCAACAAAUAUACGCGAAUGCAACCUGAAUUCGGCAAAAGAAGUGGAGCGAGAAUUCGCCCAUAUGACCGGCGUCUUUGACCAUAAAGAAACAGAAACCAACUGGGAAGAACGACAACAAUGCCUUGUACGAUUACGCUCAAUUUUACAAUCAGAAUGCAAUACCACUUGGAAAGAUGUGGUCGCCAAGGGAAUCCACGAUAUCAUUGCUAAUCUUGUGAAAACACUUCACAGUUUACGCACUGUAGUUGCGCUAGAAGCACUGCAUUUGAUGUCAGAUAUUGGUUCCUUUGUUGGUCAUCAAUUGGACCCUUACUCGUACGAAAUCAUCAUUGUCAACCUGAUACGAUGCAGCAACGUCACCAAGAAAAUUAUCACCUCGCAAGCUCUCAAUAGCACCAUCACCUUUCUAAAAACCACAUCGUAUCAUUCCAAAGGAGUGAAUGUCAUAUGCAAUGCUCUCGAGGAAAGAAACAAUCAGAUGCGUCACUUUGCUGCCAUCUAUUUGCGAACCCUCUUACAAACUCACGCGUCCAAGGAAAGCUCACGAUGUUCAAUGGAACGCAGCGGCAGCCUGGAUCUCAUUUUUCAAACUCUGAAAAAGGGACUCAUUGACGCUAUGCCUUUGGUUCGCGAAGUAUGCCGUGAAGCAUACUGGAUUAUCCAUACCCACUGGCGAGUACGCGCGGAAAAAUUUUUCAGUACACUGGAUAUUACGACGCAACGACAAAUCGAAAAAAGCAAAUCACAAGGAAAUAACAUUGAGAAAUCGCCAGUGUCAUCAGGAACCAGUGCAUCACAGUCUAGAUAUUCCUCCUCGGUACCUCGACGAGCCCGUCCUCUGAGUCGGGCUACAUCGGCCCAGUCCGUCUUGGAAGAACGAUUGAAUCCGAAUCGCUUAUCUUACGCUUCAACCGUCAUGAGCGAACCUAUACGGUCGAAUGUCAUCAAACGUCCCAUCAACCGACUGUCGGUUGCAUCGCACCCCAGAUACCCUACUUUAACACGCAAUCGCUCAUUUACCGCCGAAACGUCCAGCACCGUGAGCAGUCCCUGCGCGUCGGACGCACCUUCGCCGUCGAAUAUCCGUGACAACAUCGUGGGCUUACGUACCAGCUUGGAAAGCAAAGAUGUAAGCAUCAACUGUAAAGCCUUACGUCAACUUGGACAAAAGCUGGGUCAGUGUACGAAUACGGAUCUGUUUGAUUUAACGGUGCUGCCCAACGAUGUACCCUCCAGAAUCGAACUGGUGCCUAUUCUCAUGGGUUACCUGGCCAACGACAAUGCAGUUCAACUUCAUCAGACGUUGAUGAGUUGGGACUGUCUUGCCGGCGUUUUUGUUCAUAUUCUCUCCUUUCAUCAUUUUGCACCCACCCUUCUUUUGCGUAGCCAUGGCGGCGCAUUGCGCAGUCAAACAUCGCCCAUGGUGUCAGAGGACGGUCAUCAUGAGGUUGAAUUAAGUCACAUCUAUCACCUUGGAUUGCAACGUCUCAAACUGUAUCUGAAACGAGUGGAUGCAAAAUUACCGCAACGACUAUUCGAUUUAUUGCUCGCUGUCGCCUAUCCAAGAAGCACAACGCUAUUGGACCCUAUGAUCAAGCGUAAAUUAGUAACGACAGCUGCCACCCGAGAUCAAUUACUGCACGGCGUUCUGGUGUGGAUCGACGAACUGCUGUCCGAGUAUAUCGGGCUGGGAAUCGACGAUGAUCCAGUCAUGGCGUCUGAAGGCGAGCCCUGGCUGUCAGCGUGGGUGGAAGAAAAACCACAACUCUGGUUCGAUGAUGAUGACAAUGUCGAGCGUUGCGUGCGGUAUAUAUUGCCAUUGCUACAGCGAAUACGGAACGAGGCCAUGGCAUACACACCGUUGGUGGAUGUUAUUCGCCGUUUGCGGAUGGCCAAUGAACGCAUCUUUGAACAAUGUACGGAAGACCAAGAUAUCACGAUUGCAAAAUUGUUGGAUGUGGCGCUUCAUCCCAGCCAUGCUCCUGCGCUAACGAUCGACAGGCCGACAUGUAGCGCUGACGGCAAUUUUGCCAAAAAAGAUCUGUUGGUAGUGACGGAUCAGGUUCAACCGCUUGAAAUGGGUAACACAUUGACACCUCCUUUAUCCCAAAAGGCGGUUGUUUCACCUAGUAGCGCUGUCGAUGAUUUUUGGAAUAAUAACGACGGAUCUGACCGGCAUACAGGCAUGACAGACGAUAUUUCCAAAUUGGCGGUCAAUGCACAGAGAAAACAAUCAUCCACACCUCCUCUUGUGGACAGUCUUGCCAUUCCUCAUGCCGUUGCCAUCACCACCUCUUCCUCUAAACCACCACUCUCCACGAUUCAGACCAAGCGGUUCACUUCAAGCGUUCCCGACGUCGCUCCCAACGAUAACAAGUAUUUAUUCGCGCAAGGCUACGAUUUUGAAGCAUCCAAACGAAGAAAAAUCGACCGUUCUGCAGUGUCUCACUCGGUGCCCAGUGGCGCAGCCGAUCAAGAAGAACUGAUACGAACCGCGAUUCACCAAAUCGAACAAUCCGCAGUUUUAGACUCUUCUCUCUUUCGCCAAUUGAGAAAAUUGUCACGAGCACCUGCUCAACCAUGCCUAUGGAAAGCUGUUGCAAACCAAGAGUACUUGGUGGUUGCCUUGUUGAAUGCAAUGGCUACUGUUUUGCCCGGAAAAAUGCAGGAUUCCUUGCGCAGCGAAGCAGUGCAGUUGAUGAAGGAAUUGCUCGUCAAUCAGGCGGAGUUUCUCAAGCAGUAUGAGAUGAUCCACGAUGGAGAUGAUACAUUCAUUUCCUUUUGCUUCCGACUAGCCCAGUCACUGAUCGAUUGCAAAACUGACAUGUUUAGCCAUGUAUCAUGUGCAGCUGAAGACGCAUUAGAAACGUUGUUACUUCGUUGCCGUCCGGAAACCGCUAUUGAAGUGUUGUGGAGGUUGAUGUUUGAACAAACUCGCAAAGAGGGGACCGAUUUCGACAAGAACACAUCUGAAUCUCGAUGUCAUCCGCUGGGCGUGAUUUUCACGCAGGUGGGCAAAGUGGCGUCGCAAAGUUCCGAGCAUUCGUUGCAGGUGUUUCUACAGAACGGGGCAUCGGAUGUUCUAUUCACGGGUUACAGUCAUCCAGAUGUUUCUGUGCGAAAAUCAUGUGUGCAAGCGCUGGUCGGUAUCCACGCGGUUCUCGGGGCCGAUUAUUUGAAGGUGUAUCUGCCGGCUUUGCGAGGGGAUCAAUUGAAUCUCUUGAAACACUAUAUUGCUCGUGCCCAGUCUAAUUCUGCAACGCUUCCUAUUUCAAGGCCGUCCUCAUCAAGAUCUCUUUUCCGAUAGUCAAUCUUUCCUUUCUUUUGUUUUCUGCAUCAUCCCAUAGAAAUAUUACACAAUCAUCCUCAUUUAAACAUUAUUAAAGUGGCAAACAUGGCAUCCCACGGGAGAAGACAAAAAAGAUUGGCCGACUGAAUAUGUUCUUGUGGCGCAUGAUCAUGAGGGUUCGAUUUCUUUUUUUUUUUGAGUUGUUGGAGAAUUUCAGAUCAUUGAAACAAUGCGGGCAAAACGUUUUUCUUUUGAGAAAAGGGGUUUCCUUUGCUGAGAUUGGUGGAAAAAGACCCUUGAAUAGAUCGAAAUACGAUGUCUCAGAUUCAUCUGAUCGUUGAGAGAAGGCAGAAAAGAAACAUCUGCAACAAAUUCGCAAUUCUAUAAACCUCCAACGAAUUCCACUGUAUAUUUUAUGAUCAGUUUGUGG